Neogale vison (American mink) is the source of this 1860-nucleotide messenger RNA. It is a transcript of the gene LHX8, whose product is annotated as LIM homeobox 8. The coding region runs from base 515 to 1648 and encodes 377 amino acids. Gene Ontology annotation, biological process: regulation of transcription by RNA polymerase II; forebrain neuron development; neuron differentiation. Gene Ontology annotation, molecular function: DNA-binding transcription factor activity, RNA polymerase II-specific; RNA polymerase II transcription regulatory region sequence-specific DNA binding. Gene Ontology annotation, cellular component: nucleus. The record is from RefSeq and is a predicted model, not a curated record. The transcript is spliced from 9 exons. Lineage: Eukaryota; Metazoa; Chordata; Mammalia; Carnivora; Mustelidae.
AGCCAGGGCAAAUGCAGAGAGCAGAUUUUUUUUUUUAAGUCAAAAGUUAACAGGCCAUUCCCGGUGUUGUUUCCCCCCUCCCCUUUAAUACUAAAUCUGGAGUAAGUUGGCUUGCUCUGAUAAAGAUCUUAACAUGUACAGAAGGCGGGUUUUCCUUAAGGAGGUGAGGCUAUUCCUCCAGGAGAAGACUCCCCACCACCGCACACACACCCCCUUCCCUCCCUUUAUGUAAGGUUCCACCCUCUGGAAAACAAAACCUUUUUUUUUUUUUUUUUUUUUUUUUUCCUGGAGGGACAGACCUCAGUGAAGUUGGGAUAAGAAUCUUAAGAACAGUCUACCAGAGUGGUAACGGCCACAGCGGCCUCUUUGGACGAAGACUUGCUUGUAGCAUUCCUGCUCUUCUCGGUGUCAGCUUUUAUUAGUGCUUUGGGGCGGGGGAGGGGGGAAGAUCGGCAGACACGGACGGCCGCUGACCCUCUGGAGUUGGUAUGUGAUAAGCAGCCCUAGCAGUGCCAUGUAUUGGAAAAGCGAUCAGAUGUUUGUGUGUAAACUAGAAGAAAAGGACGUGCCGGAGCUGGCAGUUCCCACUGAGAAGUGCCAGGGGCUCAUGUCGGAGGAGUGCGGGCGGAUUGCAGCCCUGGCGGCCGGGAGGACUCGGAAAGGCGCCGGGGAAGAGGGACUGGUGAGCCCCGAGGGAGCGGGGGACGAGGACUCCUGCUCCUCCUCGGCCCCGCUGUCCCCGUCGUCUUCGCCCCGGUCCAUGGCCUCGGGCUCUGUCUGCCCCCCUGGCAAGUGUGUUUGCAACAGCUGCGGCCUGGAGAUCGUGGACAAGUACCUUCUCAAGGUGAAUGACCUGUGCUGGCAUGUUCGGUGUCUCUCAUGCAGUGUCUGCAGGACCUCCUUAGGAAGGCAUACCAGCUGUUAUAUUAAAGACAAAGACAUUUUCUGCAAACUUGAUUAUUUCAGAAGGUAUGGAACUCGCUGCUCUCGUUGUGGGAGGCACAUCCAUUCUACUGACUGGGUCCGGAGGGCCAAGGGGAAUGUCUAUCACUUGGCAUGCUUUGCCUGCUUUUCUUGCAAAAGACAGCUUUCUACGGGAGAGGAGUUUGCUUUGGUGGAAGAGAAAGUCCUCUGCAGAGUGCAUUAUGACUGUAUGCUGGAUAAUUUAAAAAGAGAAGUGGAAAAUGGCAAUGGGAUUAGUGUUGAAGGCGCCCUCCUCACAGAGCAAGAUGUUAAUCAUCCAAAACCAGCAAAAAGAGCUCGGACCAGCUUUACAGCAGAUCAGCUCCAGGUUAUGCAAGCACAAUUUGCUCAGGACAACAACCCAGAUGCACAGACCCUUCAGAAACUGGCAGAAAGGACAGGCUUGAGCAGACGUGUGAUACAGGUGUGGUUUCAGAAUUGUCGAGCACGCCAUAAGAAACAUGUCAGUCCUAAUCACUCCUCCUCUGCCCCAGUCACAGCAGUCCCGCCCUCCAGGCUAUCUCCACCCAUGUUAGAAGAAAUGGCUUAUUCUGCCUAUGUGCCCCAAGAUGGGACGAUGCUAACUGCGCUGCAUAGUUACAUGGAUGCUCAUUCACCAACAACUCUUGGACUCCAGCCCUUGUUACCCCAUUCAAUGACACAACUGCCAUUAAGUCAUACCUAAUUCCUUUUUUCAGGGAUAGAAAUGAUUAAGGAUAUAAUCUUGUCAUUUAUUAUGUACAAAAUACCAUUGAAAAGAUAUUAAUGUUAAUUUUUUAUUUAACACUCAAAGCAUUUUCAACAUCACUUUGCUAACCAGGUAUGUAUCUAUAGUUGGCCUGCAAGACACUUUUAUUGAGUCUUCAUUUUUUUGUAAAAUUUAUGUUUACAAGAAGA